CCAUUAUUCCUCGUUAGUCGUUAGUCCGUCGGCCGGUGUACGAGUGUGUUGGUGUUCGUUCGAUCAGCGUGCGUUCGUGUGCGUGCUUACCGUCUUGUGGUGUCUUUUGUGUUCUUCGGUGUGCGUGUGCUGUAUGUGAACGAAUUCACGCAUUGCUUCGCGUUACGUUGUAAUCUAAAUAACACCGCCGUCGCCAAAGAUUCACGGUUUUGCCGUUGAAUUUAGCUGGGAGCAGUUUUAUAUGUAAGCAGUGGAUGACAUUCCAUCCGCCCGUACACUUCACUGCCAAAUGGACUUACCGUCUCCCUUCGCCGCUGUAUUUCACUCGUAUGGACUGUGAUGAUAGGUUUAGAAGGCACUAGAAAUGGCUCUAGUGCGGCCCGGCAGCAUGCAGUACAAGCAAUGGACUACUACAAUAGCAAUUUAUUGCGAGCAAGGACUGGUGCCGGACUGUCAUCAUCAUCCCGACAAAGGUCCGCCCAAGAUCCACUUUAUCGUAGUAAUUCCAGCCUCGAACUCACACACUCAGAUUAUCACCAUUUCGGAGGUAGUACACAAUAUAUAGAAUCCCGUAUCAACGAACGUCCAAUGAUUAGUCCCAUGUUAAAAAGAGAAUAUGGUAGCCAUGGAUCCAUUGAUGUAAUUGGUUCCGAUCGUAAUUCAAAUGGUUGUACGUCAAAUGGCGAAAAUUUCUUUGCUAUGCUUCAAGACUAUCGUCCAACUGUUUUAGACAUGAUUGAUGGUAAUAAUCGUGAGUUUGGGUAUCGAGAAAUGCCAGUUGAUACUCCACCUGAUGACCAGAUCUCCGCACCAACCAAUCUAGAUAAAACAGUGGCCCAUGGAAAUUCCAGUCCAAAGCUUAGAUUAAAAUUUCAUAAAUUUUGGGGAGCAAAUAAUAAGUUUUCCAGAACGACUGAAGACGCCACUCUUUCACCUCCCAGUUGUAGUAUGGGUACAACAAGUAAUGAAUUUGUUUCUGAUGAUCGACAGAAACGUAGAGGAUUCGCUCAUUAUGAUGUCCAAUCACUGACAGCUACUGUAGGGUUAGCGUCCAAGCUCCAAAACAUGUUAUCAAAGAGAAGGAACACUGCUACAGGUGCGUCAGCGGCUUCUAUGUUAGCUGCUCGAUCAUCCACCCCAGAGAGUGGCAAAGAUGACCUUGGUGAUGGAAAACACAACAAUUUAUUAGACAGUUGUCCUUUUUUCCGAAAUGAGCUCGGCGGUGAAGGUGAAAGAGAAGUUAGUCUCACCCAAAGAACCCAGGCUGGGCAAGUUUCAACUUUUAAUAAUGGCAAAUUGUAUCAUAGGCCUCGUAUGGCUUACGGAAUAUCUGUUCUUGAAUUUUCACCUGGAGAAACCCAUUGGACUGAAGGAAUUUGCCCGGAAACCUAUUCCAGAUUAAUAGAGACUACUGAUGAAGGAGAUUUAUACUAUCGAAAAUAUUUUUUUGGACAAGAACAUCAAAAUUGGUUUGGAAUGGAUGAGACUUUGGGGCCAGUAGCUAUUAGUUUAAAGCGAGAAAGAGUAGAAACAGAACAAUCGGCUAAUGGAUGUAGUUCAAGUCCAUCAAUCCUUUUUAGAUAUAGAAUUAUAAUCAGGACUAGUGAGUUACAAACACUUCGUGGUUCUAUUCUCGAAGAUGCUAUUCCUAACAUUAAACUAUCCAACAGUUCAAAGCAUAUCAACACAAAAGACGUGCUUGAAUAUAUAGUUCCAGAGAUACCACUUUCAUGUUUAAGGAUGGGUACAGCAACUAGCAGAGUUGAAGAACUUUUAUUAGGCCUUGAUGAACAGGGUAUUUCCCAUACUUAUAAAGUUGGAGUUAUGUACUGUCGUGCCGGUCAAAAAACAGAAGAACAUAUGUACAACAAUGAAGAAGCUGGCCUAGCUUUCUACCAAUUUAUGGACAGUAUUGCUCAACGAGUGCGUCUGAAAGGUUUUAACAAAUAUAGAGCGGGAUUGGACAACAAGACUGAUUCUACUGGACUUUAUUCUUUCUAUAGUCAAUAUCAAAAUCGUGAAAUUAUGUUUCAUGUAUCAACGAUGUUACCCUUCACUCCAAACAAUAGACAGCAGCUUCUACGAAAGAGGCAUAUCGGAAAUGAUAUUGUUACAAUUGUGUUUCAAGAGCCUGGUGCUCAGCCGUUUUCGCCGAAGAAUAUUCGCUCCCAAUUCCAGCAUGUAUUUAUUGUUGUUAAAGUAAUCAAUCCAUGUACUGAAAACACACAGUACAGUAUUGCGGUUACUCGAUCAAAAGAAGUUGAAAUGUUUGGACCUCCAAUUCCUGCAGAAGCUGUGUUUAAAAAAUCCAAAGCUUUUAGUGACUUCUUAUUAGCUAAAAUUAUUAAUGCUGAAAAUGCCGCUCAUAGAUCUGAAAAAUUUGCUACAAUGGCUACUCGCACAAGACAAGAGUACCUCAAAGAUUUAACAUUAAGUCAUUCCACAAACACCACCAUUGAACCCGUACAAAAAUUCUCUAUGCUGUCGUUUAGUAGUAAAAAGAAAGAAAGAUGGCGUCCAAGGUUUCAACCUGAUGCAUCACAAAGGGGUGCUAUUUGUUGGCAAGUAGUAUUGGAAGAAGGAAAUGGAGGCAUUGGCGGCCACUGCCUUUUAGCUAUAUCAUCAGAUUCUAUGAUUUUGAUUGAAGAGCACAAUCAUGAUGUAUUGUUAGUGAUACCUUGCAAAUCUAUAUUGGGUUGGACGACACAAACUAAUAGUUUACGAAUUUAUUACCACGAGGGAGAGUGCGUUACAUUGCAUAUGCACGAAGGCUGUAGUGAUGGUGAUCGUGAUGAGUUAAUGGAAGUCAUAGUCAGAUUACGCGCAGUUACUCAGGGUACUGUCGCACAAGAACUGUCAUUACAUCGUAAUUCUUUAGGUCAGCUUGGUUUUCAUGUUCAGCCUGAUGGCUUGGUAACUCAAGUCGAAAAAUCUGGUCUUGCGUGGGAAGCUGGCCUUAGACAAAAUUCCAGACUCAUAGAGAUUUGCAAAGUAGCAGUAGCGACUCUUACUCACGAUCAAAUGGUGGACCUUUUAAAGACUAGUGUUCUUGUCACAGUUACCGUAAUUCCUCCUCUCCAAGACGGUUCACCACGAAAGGGCUGCCACAUUCAAAAUUGUUCUUAUCGAGUCGAUAAUAAUAGUUCACCUAAAGGUUACGAAAGCGAAUAUGAAAAUGUAUCCGGUAUUUCAGCUGUUAAAAGUCCUAGAAAACAAACUGCUUUGCAACAACCAGUAACUGGAAAUCAUCGUAAAAUGUAUGAGCGUAGUUUAUCUCCACCUCGAUCCAGUAAUAGUUCAGGUUAUGGUACCAUGGGUAGUAAUAAGUCAUAUACAACACCGUUGGAUCCUCGAUUUCCACAAAACCCAGAGGGUACAUUAACGAGUUCGUCGAGUGGUCAUUCUUCAGAUGAUCGUUGGUAUGAUUUAUUGGAGGUGCCAUUAGAAGACCCCCCUCCUGUUCCUUCACGGUUAACACCGACUCAUUCAAACAAAAAUCAUUCAAAAAUACACGCAAGCAAUUCGUUACCUUUAUCUACUCUAAACAACUCAUUUUCUGUGUACUCAGACCCUCGUAAUAGUAAUAAUGUUACUCAACAGUAUGAUUAUGUUAAUAAAACUCCUGAGCAUAACCAUGAUGUGCAUAGACAAUUUGAAGAAAGAUCAGAACCCAGAAGAUCAACCAAACGAUUAGUGAAAGCAUCAAGUGGCCAAGAUUUAGAAAAAAUUAAUGGUUUAGUUGAUUGUAGUAGUUUUAAAAAGAACUUAAGUAAUGGAAAUAUACCAGAAACUUUGAAUGACAGAAUUUUAGCUGCUAGCGAAGAUGAUGUAUCAACUAUUGGGAGUAGCAGUACCGGAUCACCACAUAGUCAUCGUAAACAUUUAAAAAAUAACUGUAGUCGUAAUCAAAGCCCUCGUUCAGGAUUAGAUCGGGGAGAACCUCGUUUGAGACCUGGUGUUUCCGGACGUAAUUCCAAUGCUAGUAGUCGUUUAAGUGGUAAUAUGAGUACACUACAAGAAGAUUUGAUGAAAUUAAUUGAUCCUGAUUAUAAUUUAGACUCUUCUUUCAUGGAUACCAAUUCACCAAAUAAACACGUAUCCAGGGAAAAUGUUUCAAAUGUCGAACAAGGCCAAGUCAUUCUAACUAAAGCCCGUCCAGCUACUGUAAUAUCUAGUGCACCAAGCCCAGCUUUAAGUGAAAUGAAGCCACUAAAACAAGUAGAGAGUGUUGCUGAUUUACCACUCCCUGACACCCCUAUUGAUCGAAUGAAUUGGAAAAUUCUUGUUGAUACUGCUACUGAAGCAUUACGUAAAGUAUCAGCAGGAGGGCAAGUAGUUAAAUCGGAUACUAAUAAUGAAGAGAGUGAUCAUAGUUGGAAAAACAUGAAUGGGUUGAUUACAAAUUCCACAAACACCAAUAAAACUAAUAUGAGCCCAGAGGAUUUGGAAAUGAUGUUACGUAAUGAAAUGGAAAUGCGCAUGGAACUUCAAAAUGAGGUAAAACAUUUGAGAGAAGAAAAUCGUCGGUUACAAGACGAGUCACAUAGUGCAGCGCAACAGCUUAAACAUUUCACCCAUUGGUUCUUUCAAAACAUCGACAAACAUCCUGAACAAUAAAUACACGAUGUAUUUAAUUUAUAGUUUUUUAUACAAUUUGUUUUUUUUUAUGCAUAUUAUAAUGUGCUCAAUACUGCCAUUGAGUCGCAGUUAUUACUCAUUGUUAACUUUUUGUAAAA
Molecule: messenger RNA, 4736 nt
Organism: Adelges cooleyi (spruce gall adelgid)
Lineage: Eukaryota; Metazoa; Arthropoda; Insecta; Hemiptera; Adelgidae
Product: signal-induced proliferation-associated 1-like protein 1
Exons: 22
Coding region: 340-4617 (1425 amino acids)
Biological process (GO): activation of GTPase activity; regulation of small GTPase mediated signal transduction
Cellular component (GO): cytoplasm
Molecular function (GO): GTPase activator activity; protein binding
Source: RefSeq, a predicted model, not a curated record